UUGAAGAUGUGUUACACUUCCUAAUCAAAAAUUCUCCCCACAACUUUAAUUAUCCUAUUUUGUUCUAAAUUUUCUUGCUCUUUAUUGGUUUUAUUGUUUUUUCUUGAAAUUGGGUUGAUAAGAUCACCAUGACCAUGUCAAUGUUAAUGUGCAGACUAAGACAACCCCUAAUAAAUGUUCCUUGCAGUGGCCAAAAAUUGAAUGGGAGGCAGAUUCAAAAAGAGAAGGUAGUGUUGGUGAUGGGAGCCACAGGGACAGGGAAGUCAAGGCUCUCCAUAGACAUAGCAACAUGUUUUCCAUCAGAAAUCAUCAACUCUGACAAAAUUCAAGUCUAUGAAGGGCUUGACAUAAUCACAAACAAAAUCUCCAAGGAAGAACAACGUGGGGUACCCCACCAUUUACUAGGAAACCACAACCCCAACACAGAGUUCACAGCCAAUGAUUUCUGUGACAUGUCAUUAGUAACCAUUGACUCAAUCACUGGCCGUGAACAGCUUCCAAUCAUUGUUGGAGGCUCCAACUCCUACCUUGAGGCCUUAAUUGACGACGAUGAUUACAAGUUCCGAUCAAGGUACGAUUUUUGUUGCCUCUGGGUGGACGUGUCAAUGCCUGUUCUUCAUUCCUAUGUAGGAGAACGUGUUGAUCAAAUGUUUGAGAAUGGAAUGGUGAAUGAACUGAGACCCUUUUUCAAUCCCAACGGGGAUUACUCACGAGGGAUUAGAAAAGCCAUUGGUGUUCCCGAAUUUGAUGAGUAUUUUAGGAAAGAAGCAUUUGCAGAUGAGGGGAAAAAAAAGAUGUUACUGGAAGAAGCAAUGAAUGAAAUGAAGUUGAAUACUUGGAAGCUUGCUAGGAAACAGUUGGGGAAGAUUCAUAGGCUGAGGAAUGUGAAGAGAUGGGAGAUUCAUCGCUUGGAUGCAACACCUGUGUUCCGAAAGCAUGGUGUUGAAGAAGCAAAUGAAGCGUGGAAGAAGCUAGUGGCAGAGCCUAGUGCUAUGAUCGUGGCUCACUUUCUCUAUAACAAAACCACUGCUAAUGUUGUUUCUGUUUCUGACCUUAGAGUGCCAUCUUCCGACACCGUUAUGACUGCGGCAACAUGCUAAUAAUUAACAAUGUUGUUCGGCCCAGAAAUUUUUUGUU
Messenger RNA from Gastrolobium bilobum, 1137 nucleotides. RefSeq names its product adenylate isopentenyltransferase 3, chloroplastic-like. NCBI's taxonomy places the organism in Eukaryota, Viridiplantae, Streptophyta, Magnoliopsida, Fabales, Fabaceae. Gene Ontology annotation, cellular component: mitochondrion. Gene Ontology annotation, molecular function: tRNA dimethylallyltransferase activity. The transcript has a single exon. The coding region runs from base 129 to 1100 and encodes 323 amino acids. Gene Ontology annotation, biological process: cytokinin biosynthetic process; tRNA modification. The record is from RefSeq and is a predicted model, not a curated record.